AUGGCAUCUCAUCAACCUGGCAAGUGCUGCUUUGAAGGAGUUUAUCAUGAUGGAACUGCCAAGGGCUGUUAUGAAGAAAUCUUCGGCUUGGAUACAUAUGCAACAGGCUCUACAUCCCCUAAUGAGAAAGUUAUUGUUAUCUUGACAGAUGUGUACGGCAACAAAUUCAACAACGUUCUGUUGACGGCCGACAAAUUUGCUGACGCUGGGUACAUGGUCUUUGUGCCCGAUAUUCUGUUCGGUGAUGCUAUUCCAUUGGAUAAACCAAUUGAUCGCGAUGCCUGGUUACAAAGGCAUUCUCCCGAAGUCACCAAGAAAAUUGUUGAUGGAUUCAUGAAGUUGUUAAAACUUGAAUAUGAUCCGAAGUUUAUUGGCGUUGUGGGUUACUGUUUUGGUGCAAAGUUCGCCGUUCAACACAUUAAUGGCAAGGUGGGUCUCGCCAACGCUGCAGCCAUCGCACAUCCCUCUUUCGUUAGCAUUGAGGAAAUUGAAGCGAUUGAUAGCAAAAGACCAUUAUUGAUUUCAGCAGCUGAAGAGGAUCACAUCUUUCCGGCAAACUUAAGACACUUGACAGAAGAAAAACUAAAAGAUAACCACGCUAUUUACCAGUUGGACCUCUUCAGUGGUGUAGCUCACGGAUUUGCUGCAAGAGGCGAUGUAUCCAUCCCAGCCGUAAAAUAUGCGAAGGAGAAGGUCUUGCUCGAUCAAAUAUAUUGGUUCGAUCAUUUUUCGAAAGUUUAA
Molecule: messenger RNA, 741 nt
Organism: Saccharomyces paradoxus
Lineage: Eukaryota; Fungi; Ascomycota; Saccharomycetes; Saccharomycetales; Saccharomycetaceae
Gene: AIM2
Product: protein AIM2
Exons: 1
Coding region: 1-741 (246 amino acids)
Molecular function (GO): hydrolase activity
Source: RefSeq, a predicted model, not a curated record